GGGAGCAGAAGUCGGGCAAGCACAAUGCGAGUCCACGUGCACACCAGAUUUUGUUUCCUGUGCGUGCUCACCUUCCUCUACCAUCAGUCCAGCCACUGUCACGGCGACGGCCGCCGGCAGCAGCAGCGCGCUCAUCGCCACGCCAACCACACCCACAAUGACCUGCAGAUUUCCCAGGACCCGUACGUAAGAAGAGCUUCUCCGCCGCAUCCGUCGGGGGCUUCGUUAGAGGAAGAGCAGCAUUUCUACAUCCGCCAGUUGUUCCGGCGUUACGGCCAGAAGGACCGGCUGGAUUUCCAAGGAUUCCAGAGUCUGCUGGUUAGCUUGGGUCUAGGCCAAAUCAAAGUGGUGGACGUGGACCACGAGGAUCUCGGCCACGACCACGUGGCCCAUCUAGACAUUCUGGACGUGCAGGAGGGCCUCCACUCGCACGGCGAGGCUCACGACCAUGACCACGCGCAUCACGAUCCCGACACCCAGCGGCCGCACGCGGAAGAAGGAGUCACACGGUGCGGCCAGACCUCCACCACGCCUCCCGGCGCAUCUUCGGAGCACCCCCAUAAACACCAUCACGAUCACAGCCACGAUCACGCACACGACGCGGAUCCGAGCCACGAUCGUCCCGAAGAUGACGCCCACCGACACUCGGAACACACUCGAGGCGGCACGGAUUUGCCUCCCCCCGACCCGAAGCAACCGUCUACCGACCGAACGGAUCUGCGGACCUCUCCCGCCCCCGCAGAGGCCAAGACCAAGAGGCCCAAAAAGCCGGGAAGGGUCCGAGGACAACGGGCUCAAAACAAAACCCUCCCAUCUGCCACGGGCCUCUCCGAUCACAACCACGAGCACAAAAACGGUCACGGCCAUUCCCAUAAGGAGAAACGGGAAGCGCCCAGAGGGCCCGACACCGCCACGGUUCCGGGCGCCGUUCUGGCGGGACACGCCGGUGGCCUGGCUCACAAGCAUGAGGAGUGUUUGAACCUGACCCAGCUCCUCGCCUACUACGGGCUGAGUCCCGAGUCCCUCAUCUCUCCGGGCCAGUUCACCUACCUGUGCCCCGCCCUGCUGUAUCAGAUCGACAGCCGCGUGUGCAUCCGCCAUUACCACCAGAUGGACGUGGAAGAGAAUGUCAGUUCCGUGUGGAUUUGGGUGUGGGGCUUCGUGUCCAUCACCAUCAUCAGCCUGCUGUCUCUGCUGGGAGUGGUUCUGGUGCCCAUCCUCAACGGGUCCUGCUUCAAGUUCCUGCUCACCUUCCUGGUGGCGCUGGCCGUGGGCACCCUCAGCGGCGACGCUCUGCUUCACCUGCUGCCUCACUCUCGAGAGCAGCACGACCACAGCGACCCCAGCCACGGCGAUGAUCUGGCCACCGACUUUGACGGCGUGUGGAAGGGCCUGACGGCCUUGGCCGGCAUCUACCUCCUCUUCAUCUUCGAGCAUUGCGUCGGCAUGUUUAAGCACUACAAGGAUCAGAAGGCCGCCAAUAAAGAGGGCAAGAUCGGCCGCAAGUUGUCCGACCACCAAUUGAAUCGGCGCUCGGAUGCCGAAUGGGUCCACCUGAAGACGCUCGGUGACGAGCCCGACGGCAGCGUCGUCGCCCUCGACGACGGGCGCGACCCGACGACGGCCGAGUCCCCCGGCGAGGUGGCGCCGACGGCCGACGGCGGCGGCGGCCUGUCGCCCGCCAAUGCCAACGGACGCAGCAAGGCCAAGCGGCGCGCUCACGGCCACUCCCACGGCGGCAAUUGCCACUCCCAUCAGGAGAUGAAGGACGCCGGCAUCUCCAGCAUCGCCUGGAUGGUCAUCAUGGGCGACGGCAUGCAUAACUUCAGCGACGGGCUGGCCAUAGGCGCGGCGUUCAGCGCCAACCUCACGGGAGGCCUCAGUACUUCGGUGGCUGUUUUCUGCCACGAACUACCUCACGAACUGGGCGACUUUGCGGUGCUGCUGAAAGCGGGCAUGUCGGUGAAGCAGGCCAUCGUCUACAACCUGCUGUCGGCCCUCAUGGCCUACGUGGGCAUGGUGAUCGGCGCCGCCGUGGGCCAGUACACGCACAACGUCACCAGCUGGAUCUUCGCCGUCACCGCCGGCAUGUUCCUCUACGUGGCUCUGGUGGACAUGCUUCCGGAGUUGCUCCACGGCGACAGCGAGGAGCACAAGCGCUGCCAGCUAGGACACUUUAUCCUGCAGAACUUGGGCCUGCUGACCGGGUUCGCCAUCAUGCUGCUCAUUGCCAUCUUCGAGAACCGCAUCGUCUUCCACUUUGACUUUUGAAGGUGGCUUUUCGGUGUUGACAAUCGCGGUGUCGCAUUCUUGACCUCAUUUGUAAUGUUUACGCCCCCCAUCCAUCCAUCCAUCCAUCCAUCCAUCCAUCCAUCCGCCACCCGACGAAGUGUGACUCCCUGAAAGCACAAGCGAGCCGGACCGAGCUGAGCCGUUUCGCUCCUCUCCAACUUGUUUUGUCCAAAUUGGAUGUUGGUGCAAAGGAUGCUCCCUUCCUCCCUCCCUCCCUCCAACCUCCCAACUUGCUCACUAGCGCACCCUGAAAUGUGAAAUGAAGCAACUGUGGACUUGAUGGCAAAAAUUGUCUUUACAAUUUCCAAUUGUCCAUUUGUGUUGGCUCGAUUGGGCAACACGCUGCCCAACCGAAGCGCGUCGCGUCAAGAAAACGAAUGCCGUUGAUGUUUGCAUUAGCUGAGACGUCGAGAACCGUUUAGCAGAUAUUCAGUCUCAUCUGUAGUUCCUUUUUUUUCUUUUUUCACUUCAUUGCAGUGUUGAUUUUAGUUUCCACCGAGCGGUAUUUAGUGUAGUUUCAUAUUAACGCGUAGUGUUGACAAUGUGUAAGCUGCCAAUGACGCUAUGAAGUGGAGAUUUAAUAUCUCCUUUGAAUUUGCGAAAUAAUAAAAGGAUGCGUUUGUUUUUUGUUCUAAAUUCAAUCAUUGCUAUCUGGUGAAACUGUUAUGUCCAAUCUUGACAUGACCCCAAAGGUCAUCUCCUCCCUUUCCAUCGACAUUCCACGGCUGCUGAUGAGCGAGGCCGCAUUGCCGACUUUGGGCCGCUACGACACUUUAACCUGUCACCGUGUGACAUCUUUGACUUUUUGGUCGUCACUCCUGCGGAUCGGAUGAUCCUGACCAUCGCAUGACCGGCAACUAGUGCGUGCUCUUGUGUGUUGACUUUGAAAAAAAAAAUGAAUUUGAGCUGCACAAGUUCCAAUGGAGACCAACUUCCAUUGGCUUUGUAGCUCAAUUCAAAGAGAAAAAAAAGCCCUUCUGUUAAAAUGACCGAUUUGAUGAUUCAAGAAAUACAAUCAAGUUGUGCCUGAAAUGUUCCGUGUUGACGUUAAUAAUGAGGAGGAGGGUUUCAAAGACAUGUUUGUAAUGUUCUUUUCCACGGUGUCAAAUUUGUUGUCUUCACGGUGUCGGUCGGGUCGGGUCAGCUGUCUUGUAUUUAGAAUGGUGAACUUUUCCGUUUCGUCGAGCGAGCGCACGAUGAAUAGCUUGUAAAAUGAAGGUCAGCAAUUUGGUUUGCUAUGUUAUAUGUCCAUAUGCUGUCCUAACAAAUGGGCAACAUUAAAAGGAUUUCUCAUCAA
Messenger RNA from Syngnathus acus (greater pipefish), 3589 nucleotides. It is a transcript of the gene slc39a10, whose product is annotated as solute carrier family 39 member 10. The record is from RefSeq and is a predicted model, not a curated record. The coding region runs from base 25 to 2271 and encodes 748 amino acids. Lineage: Eukaryota; Metazoa; Chordata; Actinopteri; Syngnathiformes; Syngnathidae. The transcript is spliced from 9 exons. Gene Ontology annotation, biological process: zinc ion import across plasma membrane; intracellular zinc ion homeostasis; positive regulation of B cell receptor signaling pathway. Gene Ontology annotation, molecular function: zinc ion transmembrane transporter activity. Gene Ontology annotation, cellular component: membrane.